CACCGCGCUCACACCCUCCGGAAGCACUAGGUCGAGACCCUCGGCAUUGUGGGAAGGCGGAAAAAGGCUCAAAAAGAUACGCGAACCCGACGCCCGCACGUUGCAGCCGCUCACAAACCCCGUGCGAAGCAACAAAAGCAAGCAUUUCUCCAAGCAAAACCACGGAGUGAAAGGAGGUGAAAAUGUCCAUCGGUGUUCCCAUCAAGGUCCUGCAUGAGGCCGAGGGCCACAUCGUGACCUGCGAGACCAACACCGGAGAGGUUUACCGGGGCAAGCUGAUCGAGGCCGAGGACAACAUGAACUGCCAGAUGUCCAACAUCACAGUGACUUAUCGUGACGGUCGGGUGGCGCAGUUGGAGCAGGUCUACAUCCGAGGCAGCAAGAUCCGCUUCUUGAUCCUGCCCGACAUGUUAAAGAACGCUCCCAUGUUGAAGAGCAUGAAGAACAAGAACCAGGGCUCGGGAGCGGGGCGGGGCAAGGCAGCUAUCCUCAAAGCACAGGUGGCUGCGAGGGGACGGGGCCGUGGAGGGAUGGGAAGAGGCAACAUCUUCCAAAAGAGACGAUAAUUACUCCAGAUUGUUGUUUUGUACAGACUCGUUUUUUGUUGUUUUUAAUCGGAUCGGUUAUCUUAGUUUUUAUUUGUCCAUUGCGAUGUUAAGCUUUACAGUUGACUUCUUUUUUUUUUUCCUUAAUUGGAUCGGAUAUCUCCAGUUUUCUUUGUCCAUUUUGAUCCCAGUUUUGUAUGAAAAUAAACAUUUAUUUCUCUUUAA
Molecule: messenger RNA, 770 nt
Organism: Myripristis murdjan (pinecone soldierfish)
Lineage: Eukaryota; Metazoa; Chordata; Actinopteri; Holocentriformes; Holocentridae
Gene: snrpd3l
Product: small nuclear ribonucleoprotein D3 polypeptide, like
Exons: 4
Coding region: 183-566 (127 amino acids)
Biological process (GO): spliceosomal snRNP assembly; RNA processing
Cellular component (GO): spliceosomal complex
Molecular function (GO): RNA binding
Source: RefSeq, a predicted model, not a curated record